AUGGGCGUCCCUGAGGACAAGCAAGUUAAGAUGGUAGUAAUCAGGUACUCACCCCAGAAUAACUCUGAAUCAACAGGUCACAAAGAAAAUAAUACAACACCUCGGGAUUCCAACCCCGAGAAUAAAGAAGCUAGCAACUCUAACUGUAUGCAGCAGGGUAAAACACCAAUUCAGAAGCAGAAUAAUCCAUAUGCUAGACUCGCUAUAGACAUAUGUUAUCGUUGUAACAGAAGACGCCACAAAUCGAAUGUUUGCCCAACAAGGAGAGUCACUACUAUUGUGGAAGAAAUGGAGAAAGAUGAAGAAAGAGAAGAUCAUGCAGUUGAGAACGAUGAAUAUGCUAUUGUUGAGUUUGCAGAGGAAGAAUCUGAUGAGAAGGUAAAUUUUGUGUUGUAG
Molecule: messenger RNA, 396 nt
Organism: Vicia faba (fava bean)
Lineage: Eukaryota; Viridiplantae; Streptophyta; Magnoliopsida; Fabales; Fabaceae
Source: the annotation of a GenBank genome assembly